Messenger RNA from Cucurbita maxima (winter squash), 1119 nucleotides. RefSeq names its product eukaryotic translation initiation factor 4E-1-like. Gene Ontology annotation, molecular function: translation initiation factor activity; RNA 7-methylguanosine cap binding. The record is from RefSeq and is a predicted model, not a curated record. Gene Ontology annotation, cellular component: cytoplasm; eukaryotic translation initiation factor 4F complex. The transcript is spliced from 5 exons. NCBI's taxonomy places the organism in Eukaryota, Viridiplantae, Streptophyta, Magnoliopsida, Cucurbitales, Cucurbitaceae. The coding region runs from base 98 to 805 and encodes 235 amino acids. Gene Ontology annotation, biological process: translational initiation.
AAUACGAGGGCGGUGCCAUUCUUCUUCCCAUCGGUUCCCUUCCAUUGAUUACAUUUCUCUGAUUCGCUUAAUCCCACAACGAAUUAGUGAAAGAAAAAUGGUAGUCGAAGAGACGAUCAAGGCUCCAUCGGCGGAAGAUCUCUCCAAUUCCAUUGGAAAUCAAAACCCUAGGGGACGAGGUGCUGAGGAAGAUGAGGAACUUGAGGAAGGAGAGAUCGUCGGCGCCGACGACCUCGACGCGUCCAAUUUAUCGGCGGCGAUAGUGCACCAGCCUCACCCAUUGGAGCACUCUUGGACCUUCUGGUUCGAUAACCCUUCUGCCAAAUCUAAACAGGCCACAUGGGGUGCGUCUAUCCGACCGAUUUAUACCUUCUCUACUGUUGAGGAGUUUUGGAGUGUUUACAACAAUAUUCAUCAUCCAAGUAAAUUGGCAUUGAGAGCAGAUUUGUACUGCUUUAAACAUCACAUUGAGCCAAAAUGGGAGGAUCCUGUUUGUGCGAAUGGAGGGAAAUGGACUGUUAACUUUUCAAGGGGCAAAUCCGAUAAUGGCUGGCUGUACACGCUGCUUGCUAUGAUCGGAGAACAGUUUGAUUGUGGCGACGAAAUUUGUGGAGCAGUUGUUAAUGUCAGAUCUGGGCAGGAUAAAAUAUCGAUUUGGACAAAGAAUGCUUCCAAUGAAGCUGCGCAGGCAAGCAUUGGAAAGCAGUGGAAGGAGUUCCUUGAUUACAAUGACAGCAUUGGCUUUAUAUUCCAUGACGAUGCAAAGAAACUCGACAGACAUGCGAAGAGCCGGUAUACAGUAUGAUCGGGUAUGGCAGGAGGAUACUCGUCUGUCCUAAACGUGCAAAGCAUGCUCUGCAUCAGCAUGUUAAUAUUAGUUUGAGUUGUGGCUUCUUCUUUCUUUAGUUUCAACCCCUCCCCCUCAAGCAAACACACCACCUAGUGUUGAACAAUGUUUUGUGCCGAUUUGAUUUGGAAUUUUUGUGUUGGAAUCGCCAUUGCUGCACAUUACAAGCACCUGAUCUCAGAUUCUUGUUCUGUACUUGACAGUUCUAGCAUGAGAUAUGGAACAGGAUGAUGCUCCUCUACAAUCAAAUGAUGUUUUAGUUUGAUCCGAAU